AUGGCGAAACAAGCGAAGGACGAGGUGCAGCUGAACUGCGGGGUGUACGGCUUCGCUGAGAUCUUCUGCGUGAACAUCGCGCGCGACGCAGUAGUUGCCGACCUGCGCGAUGUCAUUGCUGGCGUGCUGGGCUUUCGCUCUGGCUCGCUGACGCUCCGCGUGGCGAGGAAAGGCGGGGAAGGGUGGCUGGAAGACAAUGACGAUCUGGACACUAUGCUGGCGGGAGAUGUUGACACAGCCUUCGAGAUGUUGGAGCCGACAGCGAAGUUACCAGAACUCCUCAUCAAUCACGGAGAGAAAUACGGGGUCAUUCACGUGCUGGUGGAGCGCCCGCAAGAAGACAUUCCUGACCGGGAUUCGUACGCCAUGGCAGAACUUUACAAGAGCUCAAGCGAUGCUGUCGACCUGAACGACCCAAAUACGAUAAACCGGGUUGUAUGA
Messenger RNA from Phytophthora sojae, 441 nucleotides. RefSeq lists its product as hypothetical. Lineage: Eukaryota; Oomycota; Peronosporomycetes; Peronosporales; Peronosporaceae. The record is from RefSeq and is a predicted model, not a curated record. The transcript has a single exon. The coding region runs from base 1 to 441 and encodes 146 amino acids.